This is a messenger RNA of Amoebophrya sp. A120, 1585 nucleotides long. The record is from the annotation of a GenBank genome assembly. Lineage: Eukaryota; Dinophyceae; Syndiniales; Amoebophryaceae.
CAGAGUGCCUCUGUUGCCUUGCAGGCUGCACUGUGUUAAGACGGUCGCCGUGUUCGAAUUCGCGCAGGGGAGGGUGUGCGGCUUCGUUCUCACGUCUCAUAUGAUGUAUGAAUCGCUCCGCGUGUCCCGGUUUCGCAGUUGAGUCGCUGCACUUCAAGCCGUUGCGUGCUACUUAUUUUUUUUGUGAAGAAAAAGUAGGCGACGUGAAAUAUUUGGAAGGGUGUGAUCCGCAGGGAAAACUCUGAGUCUGCCAGAAUGUCGACGCGACGUUUGUUUUACUCCUGUCAGCUUGCACUGCUUCACAGUGCUCUCACCGUCCGCGCAAUGGUGGAUCUGGAGUCUCUGAUGUCUUCCAUCAACGCCUACAAGGAGGGCCAAGACACCUGCGCGUCCUGCGUCGCGGCCGGGAAGGAGUGGUGCCUCGUUUGGGACGCGUGCGACGUGGACGAAUGCGAAGAAGAGGACGUGAUCAUCCAGGACUGCGCUUCCGUCGACAUUCUCCCCAAGCGACCAGAACUAGCCCCUGGGGUUUUAGUUGAGGUGUUGCCGCCGCGGGAGGAAUUCUUUCUUGAAGGAGAAACAGAGAAGUUUGUGCAACAGAUGCGCGAAAUGGACGACUUUUUGUUACCGGAAAAUGCAACUCUAAAACCUCCGGUUGGGGAUCAGGAAGCUAGUGGAAGCACGAUCCACCAGCAAAACGCUACGACUCCCGCUCAUCUAUCCACCUUCGAGAGGUUUGGAUUCGACGAAGCAGCAGUGUCAUCUGCGAACAAAACAAACGCAGCCCCAAUUAUAGGAGUAGUGGUGCGUGCCUACCACACGCUCGAUGAGUUUACUGUGCGUGACGACGCUGGAUUUGAAAUCAAGCACAGACUGCGUCACGGGCCGGUGACGAAUCCGCAGAAAUUUAACGACCAGCCGUAUGGUGGGGUACAGGAAAAAGAGCCGGUGUACUUCCGCUCGAGGUACGUGCCUGCUAGCUUUGAGUUCUAUUGAUCAUGAUUCUACUACAUACGUUGUUUCUUUUGCUGCGCAGUGAUGAAUUCUUUACCACACUGACACUAAAAAACAGCGAGCUCCGAGUGCUGUCUUCCGUCCGCAAAGGCGACCGGGUCCGUGGGCGGUUUUGGACGCGGAAAAGUAGACCAAGUGUGCGCGUAGAGGAGGCGGAAGUAUUGAACAGCACGGACGUUCACCAAGUUCGGCUCAGAUAUCUUGAAGACGAUACCGACGCGUACGUGCCGAGGACGUUCGUUCUGGGUCUGUCGGCGACAGAUAGCAACGGGUCCUUGUUGAGUAGCACCGCGGACAGUAGGGACGCACUGCCUGACGUUGACAGCAAUGCAUCGUGUCCUGUUGACCCAUCGGGGCUGGACACUUUGGGGCAGCGGGGGAACAGUAAAUGCGUUGCGGCUUUACCUGUGAUCGAAUGAUUCAUAAGUUUCUUGAGAUGCAACAUCUAGUGACACGCAGUUGAUUGGUUUCAACUUUGCGACACAUCUAAAGAUUCAAAGUCAAAAACGAAAUCUAAGGAAAUUUGAUCGAUUUCAACUCGUUCGUCGAACAACAAUUUAUUACACACAGG